Molecule: messenger RNA, 5218 nt
Organism: Zalophus californianus (California sea lion)
Lineage: Eukaryota; Metazoa; Chordata; Mammalia; Carnivora; Otariidae
Gene: SFI1
Product: SFI1 centrin binding protein
Exons: 33
Coding region: 1234-5181 (1315 amino acids)
Molecular function (GO): phosphatase binding
Source: RefSeq, a predicted model, not a curated record
GCUAGAGAGGCUCACGCGGGAGCCUGGCAGUGGGGGGAAGAACCUUCGUCCGCGUGGGUCUCAUCCCUAGUCCUUGCCGCGUGAGGCGUAGCUCGGAAAUCCGAUUCGAAAUAACUCCUACUCUUGUCUAAGCUCUGAGCUCUGAGAAGCGACUGGGCCGAGUCCCCGAGCCCUCCUUGAGUUUGCACAGACGUCGUAUUCAUCCGCGCACUUUGGGGCCAACACAGCUUUGCCGGUGCCCCGCGGCUGCCACAGGGAGGCGUGUCACCUCUCGGACUGAGGCUGCGCGAACUCCAGAGUCCCUGGAGGGACGUGGUACACGCACGCCGCGUCGCCGUGGAGACAGGGGCGGGGCCGGCGCGAGACUCGUGUGCAGAGACGCGGGAAGCGCUGAGGAGGUUGUGGGCUCCGCGGGGCCGAGGAGCGCGGGCCGCGGCUGCCCACUCCGGCUGGGAGUUCGCGAGGCCGGAGUGUUCGGCUUGUCAGGUAUGAGGCCUGGUCGCAUCGUCUCCAGCCUCUGAGUGGCUCGGCCUCCUCGGUUUGGAGUCCAGCGGCGAGCGCACGUCCCUGUGGACUCUCCUCUUGGGGCCUCCGCUUCCCUCUCUAGGAGUGCAGGCGAUGCUUCCUAUCCACCGACUGUGAUCUGGGAGUGGAAGAGGUGUGAAGAGAGUGCGCAGGACUUUCGGAGCCCGCCUUCCUCGCCCAGCGCGGUCCUUGCGUCCUUCUUGCCGGGUGCUGCUUCCCGUCGCUUCUAGUCGCCUGGGCUCCGAGCGCCGUUUCCUCCCGCGCGUCUGGUGCGCUGCAGGCGAGCGCCGGUGCCUGCAUCCUUGCAAGGCUCAUUUGCAUGCGCGGAUCUGAAUCAGGAGUUUCUAGAUCCCUGCUGCGUGGCCAGGCCCGGGGCUAGUGUGCACAAACCUGGUGGACCUCAUCUGAACGCAGAGGGCCCAGCAGAUCAACAACAGUGAAGCCUCACCGGCAGCGGGAGAUAAAUGCUUCCUUACUAUCUCAUGGGAGGCAGUUCAGGUUUCUUGUCAGCCUGUGGAGAAGCAUAGUAAAUAUUUGAACGAAUGGUGUUAGGGACCUGAGUACCAGUCCGGCCCUACCUCUUGGCUAAUGACCUCAAUUAGUUAGAAAGGGAAGAUAAAAGACUUUUUGAUUCAUGAAGAAUCUGCUCACUGAGAAGUGUAUAUCAAGCCACUGCCAAAUUUCCAUCAAAAGAGAAGUAAGCAGAGAAUGCAGAGGAAGGUGGACUCCAGGUCUUUUAAGGAUGGUGCAGUUAAGAAAACUUAUCCUCCAAAGAUACUGGCCAACCAGAAGUCUUCUGCCUUCUCUGGGAUGCAGAGUGAGAUACCUAGUGCCAGUCAUCCAGUUCAGUAUCAUGCCUCACAUGGUUGGACCCGAAGGAACCGGUUACGAGAGUUGCGUAUCAGAUGCGUGGCCAGAAAGUUCUUAUAUUUGUGGAUUCGAAUGACUUUUGGAAGAGUAUUUCCCUCUAAAGCCAGGUUUUACUAUGAGCAAAGAAUACUUCGGAAGGUCUUUGAAGAAUGGAAAGAAGAGUGGUGGGUUUUCCAGCGAGAGUGGAAACUCUGUGUUCGAGCAGACUGUCACUACAGAUAUUACUUGUACAACCUGAUGUUCCAGACCUGGAGGACCUAUGUGCAUCAGCAGCAGGAGAUGAGGGCCAAGUACAUUAGAGCCGAGAAGCAUGAUGGAAUAAUGAACCUCCAUGUACCUGUCACUCAGCUUCAACAAUUACCAACUCAGACCAGUCUCAAGCCUCUGCUCUUUUUUUUUUUAAGCCUCUGCUCUUUGUAUUCAUAUCAUUUUAUCUAUGCAAGGCAAAAGAUGUGGCAGGCCUGGAAGUCCUGGCUGAUCUACGUGGUUUUUCGUAGAACCAAACUUCAGAUGCAGACCACCGCCCUGGAGUUUAGGCAGCGGAGUAUUUUGUGGCUGUGGUGGAGCCAGUGGAGGCAGCAACUGGGACAGGUGCGUGUGGGCCAUGCCCUGCUUGCAUCAGCUGUGAAGCACAGGGCCCUGAGCCUUCAGCUGCAGGCCUGGUCACGGUGGUGGGAACAGCUCCUACACGUCCAGAGGGAGAGACAGAAGAUGGUCUCCGCAGUGAAACACCGUGAGCACUGGGAAAAGUGGAAAUCCCUGAAGGCCUGGCUCAAAUACCUGAGGGUCCGCAGAGUGAAGAGACGAUGGAAUGAGAUGGCUGAGCGAUUCCACCGGGUCACUAUGCUCCAGACACACUUCUCUGAUUGGCAGUGGGCCUGGGAGCGGAAGGAGAGCUUGUACGCCCAGCAUGCCCGGGUGGAGGGGCUGGCCCGGAGGAUGGCUCUGCGGAGGGCCUUCACUCACUGGAAACACUAUGUGGUGCUGUAUGCCGAAGAAGUGGCCCAGCAGAAGGUGGCAGAAGAACACAGGAGGCGCAGCUUGCUGCACUUCUGUUUUCGAGCCCUAAAAGACAAUGUGACCCAUGCCCAUUUCCAGCAAAUAAGAAGGAAUCUCGCUCACCAGCAGUAUGACAUCACGCUGCUGCACAGGUUCUGGGACCUCUGGCAGACUCGGAUUGAGCAGAGAGAAGAGAGAGAGCAGCUCCCCUCACUGUGUGCUGCCUGGGACCGCUGCAGAAUAUCGUUGCUACGCAAGUGUAUCAGAUCGUGGUUACAGUAUACUCAGAAGAGGCGAUACAAGCAGCAGCUGCGGUCCAGAGCAGACAGUCACUUCGAGCAGAGAGUCCUGCCUGCGGCCUUCCACACAUGGAGAAGAUUCUGGCGUUGGCACCAGCAGGAAAGUGUCCUCAAUGCGAGAGCAGCACGCUUUCACAGGGAGACGUUGGAAAAGCAAGUAUUUGCUAUUUGGUGGCAGAAGAUGUUUCAGCAUCGAGAAAACCGCUUGGCGGAGAGAAUGGCCAUCCUUCACUCAGAGCAGCAGCUCCUACAGAGGUCCUGGUCCACGUGGCACCAGCAGGCAGCAGCACGUCACCGGGAGCGACAGUGGACAGCAGCGGCCUGGGCCCACCGCCGCCACCGUCAGCUCAGGAGGGCUUUCUGCAUCUGGAGGGACAGUGCCCGAGGCCUCAGAACAGAGAAGACCGGCCUGGUGCUGGCUGCAGAGUUCCACUCGGCUCGGAUCCUGCACUGGGCCUGGGGCAGGUGGAAGGAGGGCCUGGCCCUGCGCGCUGCCGAGCGGCAGAAGCUGACGCGCGCCCGCCUGCAUCACCGGCGCACCUUGCUGCGCGGGGCGCUGCGCACCUGGGCGACGUACCAGAGCCGCGUGCGGAGCGUCCUCCAGGAGGUGGCGGCCAGGGAGAGGCAGCACGGGAGGCGGCUGCUUCGGUGUGUGUUCCGUCGCUGGAGAGAGAACACCCUGGCCCGUGUGGCUGAAGCCCAGCAAACCUCCCGAGCAAGCGCUCACUACCGGCGAACCUUGUGUUCCAAGGUCCUGGUGCAGUGGCGGGAGGCUGCAUCCGUGCAGAUAUACUACCGACAACAGGAGGACUGUGCCAUCAAGGAGGCCCGGAAGGUGCUCGAUAAGGGCUGUCUCAGGACGUGUUUUUGGCGCUGGCGGGACCGAGGCCGGAGGGCGGCCGAGCAGAGAGCCCAGCUCAGGAGGGCAGCUGCGCAUCACGGCCGGCGGCGGCUGCUGCAGGCCAUGGCGCGGUGGAAGGCGCACCAUCUGGGCUGUGUCAGGAAGCGGCUCCUGCAGAGGCAGGGUGCCCAGCUCCUGGCCCAGACCCGCAGCCGGGCCUGCUUCUGCCAGUGGAAACAACAGCUGGCGAACAGGAGGCGCGAGCAGCAGGGCACAGCCCGGGCCCUGUGGUUCUGGUCCUUCUCACUACAGGCAAAGGUGUGGGCCGCGUGGCUGGGCUUUGUGCUGGAAAGGAGGAGAAAGAAGGCGCGUCAGGAGCAGGCCAUACAGGCCUACCACCGGCAGCUUCUCCAGGAGGGCGCCACGCGCCUCUUGCGGUUCACAGCUGGCAUGAAGGCCUUACGGCAGCAGCUGCAUGCCCAGCAGCAGGUGCAGGCGGCUCACAGUCUCCACCGUGCGGUCCAUCGCUGUGCCAUGCUCUGGAAACAGAAGGUUCUGGGCCAGGGCAGGGAGCCUCGGCCCCUCACAUGCACCAUGCCCAGCAGGAAAGUGACAUUUGACAGACCCCUUUCCACCUGUGUCGAGGCUGGGGCUGGGGAUGCUGCCCUGGAGACCAAGAAGCCACAAGAUCCUCAUGGGCCCCGAGGAGCUUUGGGCAGCCUGUCCCUGGCUGCUGGGGACCCCUACCUCCUAGAGCUCAAUGCUGCCCGCUUGGCAAGAAAGCAACCUCGACGCCCACAUUUCCUGCUGGAGCCGGUGCCGAGCCAGAGGCCCCUGGGGUGUGGCACCCUCGGGGGGAAAGGGCCUGAGGCACCGAGGGCAUGCGACCCGGGUGUGGCCCAGCCUGCAGGCCCUACCCUGAGGCGGCCUUUCCUGCCAGUGGCCUGGACAGCACUGGUCCCAAGCAGCGUCCUGCCCCAGCCCGGGGCCCUGCUGGGUCACCCUGGCCCAAAGCUGCCCCCCACGUUGAAUACAGGCCCAGAGCUGCUGCCCCCUUCGUCCUUCAUGCCUUGUGGGGUGCAAGCGCCUGCCAGGGCACCUGCACAGCCCACCACCCCUGGGCUCACAGCCCAGGCCUCGCCAUCCCCAGCCAGUGUCCCUCACUCCCGCCUGCUGCUUCCUGGGGACUUCACAGGCACCGGCAGGCCUGGCUCCGCAAGCGCGGGUGCGCAGCUGAAGCCUGUCAGCACCGAGGGUGCUCGGGCCACUCCCGAUGCCUGGGAUCCCUCCAUUCAGCCUUGGCCUAGCCGGGACCGUGGUCCAGAUCCAAGAGCUUGUUCUGUCACCAAGGGCCCCAUGGACCUGGAGGCAGAGCUGGAGGGCAUCCAGCAGCAACUGCAGGACUAUCAGACCAUGAAGCAGAACCUCUCGUCCUGUCAGCGGCAAGCAAGAAGCCUGCGCCGGUGGCUGGAACUGAGCCACGAGGAGCCCAGGCCGGAGGACCAGGAAGCAGAGCGGCAGGUGCAGGAAGAACUACAGGAGGUGGAGCGACAGAUUCAGCGGCUGGCCUCUGAGCUCCAGGCCCAACGCCAGCCCAUCAGCGCCUGCAUCGCCCGCGUCCAAGCCCUGCGGCGGGCUCUGUGCUAGUCACUGCCCCGGGGAGGCCUCAGCCCACCUCCAGGAA